AUGGUGCUUGAUUUGUACAAUUUUUAUGUGCAGUUUUUUAAAGACAUUGAAAUGAAUGAGAUUAUGAAUUUGUGGAUCUGGAAGCCCGCAAGCCGGGAUCCCCGAAAACUCGGAAGCCCAGAGUCCCGGAUCUCCGGAAUUCCGGAAGCUCGGAUAUCCGGAAUUCCAGAAUCCCGGAAGCCCGGAAGCCCGGAUCCACGGAAUUCUGGAAGACCGGAAGCCCGGAAUCUCGGAGGCCCGGAAGCCCAGAAGACCGGAAGCCCGGAAGCCCGGAGUCCCGGAAUCUCAGAAGCCCGGAAGCCCGGAAGCCCGGAUUCCCGGAAGCCCGGAUCUCAGGAAUUCCGGAAGCCCGAAAUCCCGGAUCUCCGGAAUUCUGGAAGUCCAGAAGUCCGGAAGCCCGGAAGCCCGGAAGCCCGGAUCCCCGGGAUUCCGGAGGUCCAGAAGCCCGGAAGCCCGGAAGCCCAGAAGCCCGGAAGCCCGGAAGCCCAGAUCCAGGGAAUUCCGGAAGACCGGAAGCCCGGAAGCCCGGAUCCCCGGAAGCCCGGAUUCAGGGAAUUCCGGAGGUCCAGGAGCCCGGAAGCCCGGAAGCCCAGAAGCCCGGAAGCCCGGAUCCUCGGAUCCCCGGGAUUCCGGAGGUCCAGGAGCCCGGAAGCCCGGAAGCCCGGAAGCCCAGAAGCCCGGAAGCCCAGAUCCAGGGAAUUCCGGAAGACCGGAAGCCCGGAAGCCCGGAUCCCCGGAAGCCCGGAUUCAGGGAAUUCCGGAGGUCCAGGAGCCCGGAAGCCCGGAAGCCCAGAAGCCCGGAAGCCCGGAUCCUCGGAUCCCCGGGAUUCCGGAGGUCCAGGAGCCCGGAAGCCCGGAAGCCCGGAAGCCCAGAAGCCCGGAAGCCCGGAAGCCCGGAUCCAGGGAAUUCCGGAAGACCGGAAGCCCGGAAGCCCGGAUCCCCGGGAUUUCGGAGGUCCAGGAGCCCGGAAGCCCAGAAGCCCGGAAUCCCGGAAGCCCGGAUCCAGGGAAUUCCGGAAGACCGGAAGCCCGGAAGCCCGGAAGCCCGGAUCCCCGGGAUUCCGGAGGUCCAGGAGCCCGGAAGCCCGGCAGCCCAGAAGCCCGGAAGCCCGGAAGCCCAGAUCCAGGGAAUUCCGGAAGACCGGAAGCCCGGAAGCCCAGAAGCCCAAAUCCAGGGAAUUCCGGAAGACUGGAAGCCCGGAAGCCCGGAAGCCCGGAUCCCCGGGAUUCCGGAGGUCCAGGAGCCCGGAAGCCCGAAAUCCCGGAUCUCCGGAAUUCUGGAAGUCCAGAAGUCCGGAAGCCCGGAAGCCCGGAAGCCCGGAAGCCCAGAUCCAGGGAAUUCCGGAGGUCCAGGAGCCCGGAAGCCCGGAAGCCCAGAAGCCCGGAAGCCCGGAUCCCCGGGAUUCCGGAGGUCCAGGAGCCCGGAAGCCCGAAAGCCCGGAAGCCCAGAAGCCCGGAAGCCCGGAAGCCCGGAUCCAGGAGCCCGGAAACCCGGAGGCCCGGAAGCCCGGAAGCCCGGAUUCCCGGAAGCCCGGAUCUCAGGAAUUCCGGAAGCCCGAAAUCCCGGAUCUCCGGAAUUCUGGAAGUCCAGAAGUCCGGAAGCCCGGAAGCCCGGAAGCCCGGAUCCCCGGGAUUCCGGAGGUCCAGAAGCCCGGAAGCCCGGCAGCCCAGAAGCCCGGAAGCCCGGAAGCCCAGAUCCAGGGAAUUCCGGAAGACCGGAAGCCCGGAAGCCCGGAUCCCCGGAAGCCCGGAUUCAGGGAAUUCCGGAGGUCCAGGAGCCCGGAAGCCCGGAAGCCCGGAAGCCCGGAAGCCCGGAUCCCCGGGAUUCCGGAGGUCCAGGAGCCCGGAAGCCCGGAAGCCCAGAAGCCCGGAAGCCCGGAAGCCCAAAUCCAGGGAAUUCCGGAAGACCGGAAGCCCAGAAGCCCGGAAGCCCGGAAGCCCAAAUUCAGGGAAUUCCGGAAGACCGGAAGCCCGAAAGCCCGGAAGCCCGGAUCCAGGGAAUUGCGGAAGACCGGAAGCCCGGAAGCCCGGAAGCCCGGAUCCCCGGGAUCCCGGAGGUCCAGGAGCCCGGAAGCCCGGGAGCCCGGAAGCCCAGAAGCCCGGAAGCCCGGAAGCCCGGAAGCCUCCUUCGGGUCACCUCUCGGGAGCCCCGAGAAGAGCAUUUUCCUCAGAAAAGCACGGACCCAGGACCCAGGAUCCACGGGAGCCCGGAAGCCCAGAUCUCCAAAAGUCCAAAAGCCCGGAAGCUCGGAAGCUCGGAAGCCCGGAAGCCCGGAAGCCCGGAAGCCCAAAAGACCGGAAGCCCGGAAGCCCGGAAGCCCGGAAGCCCGCAAGCCCGGAUCCUCAAAAGCCCGGAAGCCCGGAAGCCCGCAAGCCCGCAAGCCCGGAAGCCCGGAAGCCCGGAAGCCCGGAAGCCCGGAAAGCCCGGAAAGCCCGUAA
Caenorhabditis briggsae is the source of this 2439-nucleotide messenger RNA. NCBI's taxonomy places the organism in Eukaryota, Metazoa, Nematoda, Chromadorea, Rhabditida, Rhabditidae. Bases 1 to 2439 code for a protein of 812 amino acids. The record is from RefSeq and is a predicted model, not a curated record. The transcript has 3 exons.